AUGAAGCUGUUGGUGCUCAUCCUUCUGUCGGCCCUGCAGGCCAUCUCCUCGGCCAGCCCGCAGGACAUCGUGAAGAAGAGCAUCCAGCACAGAAAAGUGUCCUUGUUGAAUCCAGAACUGAAGGACCAGAUUCCUGAAAUCAUCAGUAGCAAAGUUGUUUUUGGUCCCUUAACUCCAGUCGACUUGGAACAGCAGCAGGACCUACCUUCAUCAUUUCUCUUCGGUGAUAACGUGAACCUGAAGUGGCUCACCUGGGAUGGCUUUCUGCCAAAUGGUGCUGUUUCCAUCUAUAAUGGCUACACCAAGAGAACCGACUACGUCUGCAAGUACCAGUGUGAGGCCGGCUUCUACAACCCUAGUCUCGGCCCGUACUGCCGAUACCCUUAUGGAGAUCGCGAGUACUAUGCCGCUAAGUUUGAGAUACUAACCAACAAAGAUAACUUUGAGUUUCUAGAGUGGAAAGGAGGUUCCUAUGGCUCUGUGCCAAAUCAUUCAGUGAAAACCUGUGCAGGUGGUGGUAUCUUUGUUGGAAAGAACAAGUAUGGUCUUGGAAAGGUUGUCCCUCAGUUUGAGGCCUUCUUCCUGCCUUGGGAAGGUGAUGAAUACUGGUACAAGAACUAUCAGGUUCUUACCAUCAACAGGGAUGCGUACACUCAGCACAUCACUGAUGUCAAGUAUGGCAUUGACGAGGUCGCCAUCUUUCAGUAUCCUCCUGAAACGAUGCGUAUCUCCGGAGUCACCAACAAUGAGUGCCAGGCCAUUGUGAAAACAGCCACCAUCUCCAAGACCUCAGAAGUGGAGACGACCUGGAACAUUGGCAGAACGACUAUGAUGGGCAUCACCAGCAGCAUCACAGCCAAUAUCCCUCUCAUCGGAUCCGCUGGCAUUGAGAUGAGCGUAGAGAAAACGCUGCAGUUCUCCAGAGGUACCACUGUGGUGGAAUCGCUUAGCCACUCAGUGUCGGUUGAGCUCACAGUACAACCGAACCACUCCUGCAGCGUACGAAUGGAGGGGAGGAAGAUUAAAGCAGACAUCCCCUUCACUGCUCGUCUGAGCAGAACAUACCGUAACGGUCAGACGCGGUCGACGACUGACUCAGGGAUGUACGAUGGAGUUCAGAUCGGAGAAGUCCGGGCCGUAGUGGAUCGUUGUGAACCUGUGGCUGAUGCCAAGCCCUGCCCCUGA
Cyprinodon variegatus (sheepshead minnow) is the source of this 1185-nucleotide messenger RNA. Its product is annotated as natterin-3-like. The record is from RefSeq and is a predicted model, not a curated record. NCBI's taxonomy places the organism in Eukaryota, Metazoa, Chordata, Actinopteri, Cyprinodontiformes, Cyprinodontidae. The coding region runs from base 1 to 1185 and encodes 394 amino acids. The transcript is spliced from 2 exons.